GAGUUGCUGUUUUUUCUUUGAACACGGUGAAGACUUUAGCUUGGAACUUGCAUUUGUGGAGCUCCCAGCCGGCAGGAACCAGCUCUCUCUCCUGCCCCCAGGAGUGGGCAUCGCUCUGCUGCCUUCUGCUUCGGGCUGGCAGCUUCAGGGGCAGGGGCAGGGCCAGGAGGCAUGGGGGGACCUUCGGCUGCCUUCCUGUCCCUUGUGCCCCCUUCGCCUGUUCUCUCUCUCUCUCUUUGCUCGCCUGGGGGCUUGCGCUAACGCCGUCCGUGCCAGGAGGCACCCGGGAGCCAUCCCUGGGCUCCACACUUGGCUUCCACCUGCUCACAGCCUCCAGAAGUUUGCUCUCCGUCCCAGGUGCUGGGAGAAGAAAGGCAGCAGGUGGCUCGAAGGUGCCCAGCCCUGGUAUAUGAGGGGUAGGCAGGGGCAGGAGAAGCUUUCCUCCUGCCUUCCCCAGAGAGCUGGGAUCGUGCAGAGACCAUGAACGAGUCCUUUUUCAACCAGACUCUCCUAGAGCAGGGAGCUUACCCCAACAGGACCCAGGGCUUGGGGAUGCUCAUGGCCUGCUGCAACGGGACCGGCGCGGUGCUGGCGAGCGACGGCGGCUCCUCGGUCCUGGCAGCCGACGAGAGGAGCCUCUACAUCACCAGGGUGGUGCAGAUCGCUGUGCUCUGCGUCCUCUCCUUGACUGUCAUCUUCGGCAUCUUCUUUUUGGGCUGCAACUUGCUCAUCAAGUCGGAGAGCAUGAUUAACUUUCUGGUGAAGGACCGACGACCCUCCAAGGAUGUGGGAGCUGCAAUCAUGGGACUGUACUGAAGCCAGCAGGCUCCCCUAGGCAAGUGAACUGUCUGCCCCUGGCGCUGAGAUGCACAUUCCCACACGUGUUUGGGGCAGCUGUGGGGGGAGUGAUAAGGGGAGGGGGAGGGAAGGGGGUGGGGGUGUCUUUUAACGUGUCUGUGUCCGUGGGAAAGCCAAACCGUGCUUCCCAGGCAACCAACUGUGGUGGUGAGUGGGGAGAUCUCCCCUAGAGGUACCUGAAGCACAAUAAGCCACCAGCACCGUGUUGCAUGCUGAAAUGGGCUUAAGUUUUGCAUGAAACUUGCAGAAGCAGUGAUAAUGUGCAGCUCUGGACUCCUCUCUGUUACCUUGGAUACUGCUACCUGGGAUUUAGGGCUUAAAAAAAAAAACAACAAAAAAAAAAGGCCAAAAAAAAAAAAAAAGGCAAAAAAUUGAGUAGGAAAGGCAAAGGAACCCCCAAAACUGAGGGGAAAGCAAAAUGCAUGGCAUGGACCCACAGCUCCACAUCUCCCACCCAGGGGCAGGGGAAGGGAAGCGCCGUGGGGGUGGUACCACAAAGUCUCUGUGCUCCAAAAUGUGUCUGCUUGUGUUUGGGACCCCAAGCAUGCAGCUUCUGGUGGUUUUGUAACGGGCAAAGCAUGCUCUGCCUUGUUCUGCUGAGCUCUCCUGUGGAAUAAAUUGGUGCUUCCUUCUUCCAUGCUGUGCUGAAGGGAGGCAAGAACCCAGAGAAACGCUCCAGCCCCGACCCCAAAACACUCCAACCCCAAAGCAUGUCCUGCCUUGUUCUGCUGAGCUCUCCUGUGGAAUAAAUUGGUGCUUCCUUCUUCCACUCUGUGCUGAAGGGAGGCAAGAACCCAGAGAAACGCUCCAGCCCCGACCCCAAAACACUCCAACCCCAAAGCAUGUCCUGCCUUGUUCUGCUGAGCUCUCCUGUGGAAUAAAUUGGUGCUUCCUUCUUCCACUCUGUGCUGAAGGGAGGCAAGAACCCAGAGAAACGCUCCAGCCCCAACCCCAAAACACUCCAACCCCAAAGCAUGUCCUGCCUUGUUCUGCUGAGCUCUCCUGUGGAAUAAAUUGGUGCUUCCUUCUUCCAUGCUGUGCUGAAGGGAGGCAAGAACCCAGAGAAACGCUCCAGCCCCGACCCCAAAACACUCCAACCCCAAAGCAUGCUUAAAGUCAGCAGCCUUUCUCCCAAGUGCUUUAUUGUUGCAGUCCUUGAGGGGUGGGUUGGUUUUUUUUUCUGGUUUGUUGGGUUUUUUUUGGUAGCUCUUUUGAAAACUGAAGGGUAUGUAUAAAAAAAAAAGAGAACCUGGUUCAAGA
This is a messenger RNA of Pogoniulus pusillus (Red-fronted tinkerbird), 2118 nucleotides long. It is a transcript of the gene RPRML, whose product is annotated as reprimo like. The record is from RefSeq and is a predicted model, not a curated record. Bases 481 to 816 code for a protein of 111 amino acids. NCBI's taxonomy places the organism in Eukaryota, Metazoa, Chordata, Aves, Piciformes, Lybiidae. The transcript has a single exon.